UAUUUUUAGAGAAAAUCCGGCCCUGUGCAGGCAGGAAGCUCUCUGAAAAUCUAAUGAAGAACACAGCAGUCAUGCAGAGUUGCUAGUCCCAGAGCAAACAGAACAAAGCUUCUCUUCAGUGUCUAUAUGUGAGUUUUUGCAAAAAGACUAGACCUCUCAGAAUUUUUUAUUGUGGUGGCUGUAACUGUAGCCUGCUCAAACUGUGCAGGACAGUGUCCAGCCAAAGAGCCUCUUUGCCCUGCCCUCAGGCCUCUUCAGCUUGUGGAUCUCCGUGCGGAGGAACGCCUCUUUGGUGGCUGUGACAGGGAGAAUUAGGCAAGAGAUGCGGGUUCACUUGCCCUACGUAGGGGCUUAUCUUGGGCUAAGCUGAGGGACUAAUAGCAAAGCCAGCCUCCGCUCCAGCCGGUCUGAGGGCACAGGGAACCAUCUGUCCACUCUGUGGAUAACUGACAACAAAGGGGGCAAACAUUGAACACGGACUACAAACUAAAAGGCCAUUCAUUUAGGAGAUACCACAAAUACAGAAGAGGAGCAAGUAUUUUGUAUAUAAGACGCUUUACAUUAAAGCUUGGAAAACACAGAGAAUGUCUGACAAGGAAGAAAUGGCUUCAGAUGGGAGUCUGAAUAUUACACUGACGUUAAGGCUGCUGAUGCAUGGGAAGGAAGUUGGUAGCAUAAUCGGGAAGAAAGGAGAAACAGUAAAGAAGAUGAGGGAGGAGAGUGGUGCUCGUAUCAACAUAUCAGAGGGAUCAUCUCCAGAGAGAAUAAUUACUAUCACAGGACCCACAGAGGGCAUCUUCAGAGCUUUCUCCAUGAUCGCAGAGAAGUUUGAGGAGGAUAUUACUGCAGCAAUGACAAACAGCAACGUGACAAGCAAGCCACCUGUGACACUACGCCUGGUUUUCCCAGGAAGCCAGUGUGGCUCCCUGAUUGGCAAAGGAGGCUCAAAAAUCAAAGAGAUCAGAGAGACCACAGGCGCUCAGGUUCAGGUGGCAGGAGACAUGCUGCCGGACUCUACAGAGAGGGCUGUCACAAUCUCCGGCACUCCACAGGCCAUCACUCAGUGUGUAAGACACAUCUGCUCUGUCAUGCUGGAGUCUCCACCAAAAGGAGCGACUAUUCCCUACCGUCCCAAGACCAUGACUGCUGGAGCCCAUGCAGUAUUAGCACCACAACACUCUGCACAUGCCUUUGCAAUUCCAGGGCAGUAUGCUUUUGCGCAUCAAGAUUUGACCAAGCUUCACCAGCUGGCUAUGCAGCAUAUCCCCCUCCCUUCCCUUGGGCAGAGCAACCCUACCUUCCCUGGUACGUACCCACGGCUCCCUGGGGAAGUCCAUCUAUCCCUCUGUCUUCACUCCUCUUCGAAUCACAUCAUCAACACCCCUGUCACUUCAGAGAGGAUCAAGGAUGUCUCCAUUCUCUCAGAGUUUACAGACACUCUCACAGGAUUGGAUGCGUCUGCCCCCACAAGUUCACAGGAGCUGGCAAUACCUAACGAUUUUAUUGGCUGCAUAAUUGGAAGACAAGGCAGCAAGAUCAAUGAGAUUCGCCAGGUCUCUGGAGCUCACAUCAAAAUUGCCAGUGCCACUGAUGGCUCAGCUAUGCGCCAAGUCACAAUCACAGGCUCGCCCGCCAGCAUCAGCGUCGCCCAGUACCUCAUCAACGCCAGCUUAGAGAUGGCUAAAUACACCAUGCAGGCUGCUUCCUCUGCGAACCCAAUUGACCUCAACAUGAGCUUCUCUCAGUCCGCUCCUACUGCCUCCACUGCUGCUACCUCUAUGGCUGUCCUGGCGGCCACCACUUCUUCCCCCGCCAUUAACGUCCACUCUCCCUCAACCUUACAAACCAUCCAAAACCAACAUUACGCCGUCCCCAUUUCCAGCCUGCUUGGCAUGAAAACUCUUCCCCUCCUGGCUGUCCACCCAGCAGCCGCUUCCAGCCUAGCUCAGGGUUUUUGCCCUUACACCACAAAAAUGACAACCAGCAUCAAAAAAUCUGAGCGGCAGAAGUUUGGUCCUUAUUGAUGUCUGCUUUUUAAGUCAAGUCAGUGUAAUGGACUGGUAAGACAUUAUUAAAUGAUGAGAAAUUAUUUAAGAUUGAGCAUACAUGUAUAGGUGUUACACACCAGUGUGUGUACGUUUUGCGAGUGUAGCACUUCUUUUCCAUAAAUCAGGAGAAUAUUAGAAACAGACGGAAAGGAUGAUAGUAUCAAAACAUGUCCACAUUAAUUACAACAGGCAGCUGAGGUGCAUAUUAACUCAGUAUUACCUUGCGGACAUGCAUAACAAUGAAUGUUGGUAACUCAGGCUUGUACUAGUAUCCUAGAAAAAGCUAUUUUUCAAAUGGAUUCAUGUUACAGAGCUUUAUAUGAUGAAGACUUAAUCCAGGAGAGGUAUUUUCCAUGAUGCAAAUAUUGACUUAGUUUUCUAUCUGUGUAACUAGUUUACAAUAAAUUUUUGGUAGAUUAUUCUAAUUAGUAUUAUAAGACAUUGUGCUUUGUUGGCAGCAGGCUGUUAAAAUGUUUGUCUUGUAAAGUAGAAAUCAGUGUGUUAAAUAUUUCUUUUUUACCAAGGAUUGUCAACCUAACCUUUCCUUCACUGUAGGCUCUCAUCAGUUCUAACAGGCUUGGGUGUUCUGUAGUAGCGUUGCGCUGUUGCAGUUCUGAUGGGAUUAUCCUAAAGCCACAUUGGAUUCUAGUGGAUUUCACUCUACCGUAAUCCUGUAGAGAGCGGGACUGGCCUAACUAACUCAUUUAUUGUUUCUGUACGCUAGCUUAUUCCUUGUUUAUUUCCCAACAUAAAUGACUGGAAUGCUCCAACUUUCAGCAUCUGAAAUGGACGCUGAGCCGUUAUUGUAAUACACGUUUUAUUCAUGUGUUUCUGGUGUGGGUCUUCCCACAAACAAUGCAGAUUUGAAAUAUUUGUUGAUGUAAUGACUUUUAAAUAAAUGGGACUUUUUAUGAAUACA
Molecule: messenger RNA, 2967 nt
Organism: Sander lucioperca (pikeperch)
Lineage: Eukaryota; Metazoa; Chordata; Actinopteri; Perciformes; Percidae
Exons: 13
Coding region: 585-2024 (479 amino acids)
Biological process (GO): regulation of RNA metabolic process; regulation of gene expression
Cellular component (GO): nucleus; cytoplasm
Molecular function (GO): mRNA binding
Source: RefSeq, a predicted model, not a curated record